Molecule: messenger RNA, 601 nt
Organism: Plectropomus leopardus (leopard coralgrouper)
Lineage: Eukaryota; Metazoa; Chordata; Actinopteri; Perciformes; Serranidae
Gene: mocs2
Product: molybdenum cofactor synthesis 2
Biological process (GO): Mo-molybdopterin cofactor biosynthetic process
Cellular component (GO): molybdopterin synthase complex; cytosol
Molecular function (GO): molybdopterin synthase activity
Source: RefSeq, a predicted model, not a curated record
GCCAUCGGCGACCAAGUGGUGACUCUGGGAGACGGGGACGAGGUCGCCGUGGUGCCGCCGCUCAGCGGAGGAUAAAGACAGAGAUGGCCGAGUCGGAGGAGCGCAGAGACGUCUUCAAGCUGAGCCGUGAUUGGCUGUCUGUGCAGGAAGUGGUGGACGUGGUCGGCAGCUCUUCCUGUGGAGCCAUUUCAGUUUUCAUAGGAACGACCCGAGCGGACGAGGACGGCGGCAGGAAGGUGAUUGGUCUGGAGUACGAGGCGUACGAGCUCAUGGCCCAAUCAGAGUUCAGGAAGCUGUGUGCCGACAUCAGAGAGCGCUGGCCAACCGUGACGCACGUCUGUGUUCACCACCGGCUGGGGUGGGUAGCGGUGGGCGAGGCCAGUGUCGUCAUGGCGAUCUCGUCUCCUCACCGCCAUGACGGGCAGCAGGCGAUCCAGCACUGCAUCACCGAGCUAAAGGCCAACGUCCCCAUCUGGAAGAAGGAAGUGUACGACACGCAGGAGGCCAGCUGGAAGGAGAACGCCGAGUGUUCGUGGUCCGCCCACAAUAAACAUGAUCUGGUCACAGAGAACGCAUGAUUAUCAAUAAAAGAAUGAAUUUA